AUGCAAGUGUUGAUGGUGCAAAUGAUCCUGGGUCGAUGGACUGAGAUACCACUGUCAAGCCGAAGCUCGUACGUGUCCAGCAAGGGGGAAUGGAUGGUCCGCACACCUGUGAAGCCCUGUGCUUCGCGAGUGUUGCUGCCUAGGAAUGCGCUGGUGGGACUGACUGACUCCUUUCUCGCUUCGGCAAUCCACUCUGGCUGGAAUCUGCUGCAUGUGCCGCUGGCUGAGCUCGAUCCAGAAUGUCUCCCUUCCGUCCCCUCUUCCUUGCCCUCCACGCUGGGAGGCAUACUCUGCGAGGAUGUGUUUGAACACAAUCACUCCCUCACUCGAAAGGAGACGAGCGAAGCUGGAACCGGCAAACUGAUGCGAUCGAUCGAUGCACCAUCCGUCCGGUGGGCCAGGCUCAGAUUGAACUCAGCUCGAGAGCAGCCGCAGCUGUGCAUCGGAUUUGCCAUCUGCAGGGAACAUAAGGAAACUCAGACCCGCCCGGGCUUCACAGUCACACGUUCCCUUGCAACCUGCUCCAGGGAUCAACUGCCUGUCUCCGUUGUUGGGCUCGCUGGCCAGACUUGUACCACUGGCACAGAAAUCCGAAUCCUUAAUCGGAGGGGAGUGCAUGCUGCAAGUGUAUCUCGGUCCCAAGUGUAUGCAUGGAAACCCAUUUGUAAGGAAUCACAAGCGGCAAGCCCGACGCUCUUUGAGAAAGUGCAGCGGUGCACCGCAUCGUUGUACAGACAGCAAGCAGUUCCUUCCGAGUUGAGAACUUGCGCAGGCCAGUGUGUGACGACUGAUCCAUCCAGUGAGUGAGAACCAGCCAUGAAGCUACGGUGCCCAAGUCCUACUUCAAAUCCAUCUGAUCGAUUUUACAUUUUCAAACCCGUUGCUUCUGAUCUGAUCUGAUCUGAUCUCACCUUUAGACAUGCUUGACUUUGAGCAAGACGAUCAAGGACACUGAGAACUCAAGGGCUGCCAGACAGCCAGGUAGCCUGACCAUGCAAAUGUGUCAGCCGUGUCAUCCAAGUUUCCUGUGCCAGGUCUGUGCAGCUGAAAAGGUUAUUCGGACGAAGCGGUGUCGCGGAAUGGUGACCUCGGAUCGUCCAGUUUCAGCGCAAGGGGAAUGUGCACGGAGCCAGGUGCAUCACUGUGCACGAGAAUCCGCAUCCAUUUCAUUGUCGACUGGAGACUCGACGCACGAGACAACAAUUGGGUGACGUCCAUGGCAUACAGACGAAUCUACUCGUGAAGAAAGCGGCCUAUUCGAGUCCAUUAGGAGCUGGACCCGGACAGAAGACGAUCAUCCGUCGGCUAGUGCAGCUCGAGACUUGCGUAGCAAAGCUGAAGGAUAAAAAGUGAAGUUAACCGCUUGCAUGCCUAGAUGCCCACCUCCCUUUUUGGGUCCAGUGAAGAACAGCAUGGUCAUGGUGUUGCACGCAACGAGAUCUAUCUAAGUUUGGUGAUCACAUGGGCUAGGCUCCCGGGAAUUCCAUGAAGAUUAUACUGAAUUGAAUGCCUUGUCUGGCAUGGGUAUCCAUCGCCAUGCUCUUCAUCCAGGGAGGGGUGCAAGGCUGCAUCUUCGCAAAUGCUGUGAAUAAACCUCUCGCUUCGGAUGCUCCACAUGCAUGUCUUCCCUCCAGAUGCAGCAUCUGCACAUUAUCGCCAAGUGGGCAGAUCGUCUCUGGGAUUCCGAGAUGCCUAAGCUUGGAUCACUGCCGGUCUACAGACUGAAGGAUUGCAAAUACGUUUUUGUUCAAUUCAGCUUUGGAUUGAGUGUUGCAUCCUCACACCGUUCAGUCUUAUCCUCUCUCAGACUUCUGAGCUGAAUACAGGAGCUCAAAAAAAAGGACGAGUGAGAAUUGGAGACUUGGGCCUCACUCUUCAGGGGCAUGUGCAUGUGAUCGUAGGAGGGGUGAGCGAGGACGAGGAGGAGGAGCAUUCAUGGUUCAAAUGUGACUGAUUCCGGAGUGGGGUGAUCAUGUUGCCGUCGGGACUUGAAUCUGAUCCUGUCUGGAUCUAGAGCAGUGCACAGAUCUGGAAGGGAUCACUAAAAUGACAGGAGAACGGUCACUUAAAUGUCAUGGAUAGAGUUCAUAUAUCAUAGAUUCUCAGCUUUUUGCUUCUAAAGCACUUCCAACAAUCGGACUCUGUCAAUAAUUUGCAGCCGUUUCGUGCACAUGUAACAAACGGAUUAGUUGCUGACCGGGAAAACUGUGAACUUACGAAGAUGAUGGCGAUUUGUUAUGAUCAGAUCAAAGGACUCACGCAGCACCAUCUUUGUGCGCGGCCUCAAUGUGUGGAGACAGCUGUGUAAUAUCUGAGUGUCCAUGGUUCUGAGUCACAUAGGUGUAAGGUUUGCCCGAGGUUUGUAGAUGCGGUUAGGCCAUGGGCACUCGUGAGUCAAAGAGGUCUGUUUCGACCAUCUCAAAGGACUUAGAGGGCACCAUUUUUGUGCACUGGUGAGUCAAAGAGAUCAGGCCCUCAACGUUGUUGUGGGAGUUUCUUUCCGCACACAUCAGAGGGCCACGACCUUCCGUC
Molecule: messenger RNA, 2532 nt
Organism: Marchantia polymorpha subsp. ruderalis
Lineage: Eukaryota; Viridiplantae; Streptophyta; Marchantiopsida; Marchantiales; Marchantiaceae
Source: the annotation of a GenBank genome assembly